AUGGCCUCCGCCGCUGAAGCUGCACAGGAAGCGCUCCUCAAGCAGCUGUUCGUGCUACUUGAAGACGCGCGUACGACUGCCGCCAUCUCCCUCGCAGGCUUGACAAUCAUCGUAUUCGACCAUAUCUCAACCUUCGCGGAUGAGGUGGAGCUAAUCUGGAAAACACGUCUAAGCCUCAUCAACAUAUUUUAUGUGUGGAUACGAUAUUUUACCCUCGUCACCUUAACUGCCAAUGUCGUUUUUUUGCUUACGCCGCAAACACAACAAUCCUUAGUUGUGAGCACCGUUCACAUUAUUGGAACCACCGUCGCUGAUCUAUCUGGUCUUAAAAGCUGCCAACGCAUGCUCUUUGGAGAAAUGGCUACUUCCACCGUCACCAUCAUAUCCACGGAUUUAGUUCUGGUUGCACGAGUUUGGAUCCUCUACAGCAAACCGAAGGGGUUAUUGAUCGCAUUACUCACUCUUGUUUCUCUCGAGGCGAUCUCGAUGUCUAUCGUGGGGUAUUUCACUAUUCGACCGCUACGAGAAUUUGUGCACGCCGGGUCACAUCUGACGGGUUGUUACUCAUUAGGUAUGGUCAUCCAAGUCAGCGUUGGACCCAAGUCACGCUCUCCAGAGGUCCCUCGUUUGUUCACAUAUUACUCGCUUCCUGUGCUCAUUAUUGCGGUCAUCAUGUUCUUGAUGACACUUUACAAGUGCGGUACCAACUACUUGGCUAUGGGUUCCCUCCAACGGAUGCCGCUCUUUUCGAUGUUCCUUCGUGACGGAGUACUAUGGUUCCUCUUCUUAUUGGCGGAUUGUGUAUCGGAAUUUGUGAUUUGGUCACGUGCAAGGCCGACCCUGGCACAAACUCCAGUAAUCUUCCCCACUGCGAUUAUAUCCGUCAUCGGGACGCGUGUUAUCAUGAAUAUCAAGCAUGCCUUGAACGACACUGACUUUGGGUCUUCUUCAUACGGCACGUCAUUAACGCUGCCGACCGGGCUAGAGACAAGCACUGGUACCGGCUCUGGGUCGUACUCAGAUCGGCGACCAAGUAAACGGAGCGCAGAUAAUUCACCCUGGUAUCUACGGACAACCUAA
This is a messenger RNA of Mycena indigotica, 1080 nucleotides long. RefSeq names its product Ribosomal-protein-alanine acetyltransferase. The record is from RefSeq and is a predicted model, not a curated record. Lineage: Eukaryota; Fungi; Basidiomycota; Agaricomycetes; Agaricales; Mycenaceae. The coding region runs from base 1 to 1080 and encodes 359 amino acids. The transcript is spliced from 19 exons.